Molecule: messenger RNA, 2217 nt
Organism: Limanda limanda (common dab)
Lineage: Eukaryota; Metazoa; Chordata; Actinopteri; Pleuronectiformes; Pleuronectidae
Gene: ppef2a
Product: protein phosphatase with EF-hand domain 2a
Exons: 17
Coding region: 1-2217 (738 amino acids)
Biological process (GO): detection of stimulus involved in sensory perception; negative regulation of MAPK cascade
Cellular component (GO): cytosol; nucleus
Molecular function (GO): iron ion binding; Hsp90 protein binding; calcium ion binding
Source: RefSeq, a predicted model, not a curated record
AUGGGAUGUGGCGUCUCAAAGUCCGACCAGUUCCACAAACACUCUGGAAAAGCCGUCACAACUAUACGAGCUGCUGUGCUGAUUCAGCGAUGGUACCGUCAGUAUGUGGCCCGCACGGAGAUGAGACGCAGAUACACCUGGCACAUCUUCCAGUCCAUCGAAUACUCCGGAGAACAGGCUCAGAUAAAGCUUUAUAAUUUCCUCGGCUACCUCAUGGACAAUUUCACACCCUCAAGCAAUGAACGAAAUUUGAUCUCGCACAUCUUCAGAGAGAACGAGGUUUGUCGGGACGCCGAGUGGGAGAGGUACUUCUGCUACAAGAGCAUCGAGGUGCCAGAGAUCUACUCUGGACCUCACCUCUUCUUCCCUCUGACGGUGGAGCAGGCGGUCGGGCUGGUGGAGGCCUUCAGGAACAAGAAGCAGCUGCACUCGCGCUACGUCCUCCAGCUCCUGGCCGAGACCUGGAAACUGUUCCGCAUGAUGCCAAAUAUCAAUCGAAUCUCCACCUGCCAGAGUAAAGAAAUCACUAUUUGUGGCGACCUGCACGGACAACUGGAGGACCUGCUGCUGAUUUUCUACAAGAAUGGCAUGCCGUCCUUGGAGAAGCCCUAUUUGUUUAACGGAGACUUUGUCGACCGAGGAAAGGACUCCAUCGAGAUCCUGAUCAUCCUGUUUGCAUUCCUGCUCGUCUACCCCAGUGAGGUCUACCUCAACAGAGGAAACCACGAGGACCACAUAGUCAAUCUUAGGUACGGCUUCACAAAGGAGGUGUUGACUAAAUACAAGAUGCACGGCAAACGGAUCCUGAAGCUGCUGCAGAAGAUCUUCAGCUGGUUGCCAUUAGCGACAGUGAUCGACCAGAAGGUGCUGGUUCUUCAUGGAGGAAUCUCCGACACCACAGACCUCGGCGUCCUCACCAGGGUGGACCGGCACAAUUAUGUUUCAGCCCUGAGGCCUCCAAAGAAGAGGCACAUCAUCUCAACGGCGACGUCCAUCGACUCGGACGUGGACGAAGACGUCUGGAGCACCAACAAGUCCUUCCAGCGCCGGGCCUCCCUCAUCUAUCCCAAGCCUCUGGGAACUCGGGGCAACUUCCACAACCGCUCCCUGCAGGACUUCUCUGACCGGAUCAGAGGGAACGCGGAGGACGAUCUGGAGGCCCGCAAGAGGAGACAGUCCGUCUUCAUCAACAGGUCCACAGACAAAGAGACGAAUCUGACCGUGUCCACUGAGUCUGUCAGCAGUGACAACGCCAGGGAAGAAUGGAAACAGAUCCUGGACCUGCUGUGGAGCGACCCGAUGAGCCAGGACGGCUGCGUGCCCAAUGAAGUGCGGGGGGGAGGCUGCUACUGGGGCCCCGACGUCACCGAGGACUUUCUGAACAGACACAACCUGCAGCUCAUCAUUCGCUCCCACGAGUGUAAACAGGAGGGCUAUGAGUUUUGCCACAAUCGUAAGGUCCUGACUCUGUUCUCUGCCUCCAACUACUACGACGUGGGAAGCAACAGGGGCGCCUACGUGAAGCUGGGUCCAGACCUUGUGCCUUAUAUGAUUCAGUACCAGGCCACCAGCAUGACCAGAGAGCUCACCGUUCGACAAAGUGUGGGUCGGACCGAGCGCUCAGCCCUCAAAGUCCUGCGGGAGCAGCUGUUUGCGCACAAAUCUGAUCUCAUCUGUGCCUUCAAGAAGCUUGACAGAAACAACACAGGUCUUGUGUCUCUGAACGACUGGGCCACUGCAGUGGAGAGUGUGAUGCACCUCGGCCUGCCCUGGAGGAUGAUGCGCGGCCAGCUCGUCACCUGCAAGACCAGCGACGGCACGGUCGACUUCACCGAGUGGUUCAACGAGCUCGCCAUCAAGAGACCCAACACGGACCACAUCGACCAGAGCCUGCUAGAGACUCUGUAUCGCCACCGCUCCACCUUGGAGACCAUCUUCAGAAUCGUCGACACGGACAACUCAGGCUUCAUCACCAUCGAGGACUUCCGGCAGACCUGGAAGCUGCUGAGCGUCUACCUAAAGAUGGAGAUCACGGACGAGGCCAUCUCCGACCUGUCCGUCACCAUUGACAGAAACCAGGACGGCAGCAUCGACAUCGACGAGUUCAUGGAGGCCUUCCGCCUCACGGACAAGAAGAGUCGGCUGGAGCGAGGGCGCAGCAUGUUCAUGGGCACUGCCACUGACCUCACCAAGCUGGACGAGGACCCCAACAUCUGA